Molecule: messenger RNA, 870 nt
Organism: Guillardia theta CCMP2712
Lineage: Eukaryota; Cryptophyceae; Pyrenomonadales; Geminigeraceae
Exons: 7
Coding region: 1-870 (289 amino acids)
Source: RefSeq, a predicted model, not a curated record
AUGGUGCGAGCUGAUCCAGAUCCUGUCGAGCGAGUGCGAUGGACGAGCACGCGACGGCAUGUGGCCGGGGGAGUGGAGGACGACGAUGAUGACAGGGAGUCAAUGCUGAGAGGAGGCGUGCGGCUGGUGCCCGCGGAGGAUUACGCUCCCCUUGCGCUCGACGAUCCAUGGUGGGUGAAGCUGCUGGGAUUCAAGAGCCCAAGGAAAGCUGUCAUGUUCGCCGCCUUCGUCAUCGGCAUGGGACUCUACUUCAUCAUCGCUGGAACCGUUGCUCAAAGUCUGGACAUGAUGGACACGUCUACUAACAGUCUAGAGAACUGGCUCGACAUGCUUAGAGUCUCUCACUUCCGCAAGCCCCAGGGCGCGGGCGUGCAGUACGUCGACAAGCAGCUCGCACUCAAAGGAAGGAGUGCAGGCCGCGGCGUUUUCUCAGACGAAGUUCGUCUUCCUGUUGGCAUAGCGCUGCAGUUUCAUCAAGCUGUUGCUCAGAUGGAGGCGAAGGAGUGCGCAUCAGGGGACAUUUUUCAUUAUGUGUGUUACACAACAUCUCGAAGACACCAGAAGAAGUUCAAAGACAUGAAGAAAUCGCUCAACUCCCUCAUCCUCGAUGUGUCCCGCGACCCUGGCGGCUCAAGCUUGCCAGGAAGUCGCAAGCAGAUGCUCCUAUCUUUGCUCGCUCAGGCACUCAAGUAUGGCGUCACCACUGAAAUUGCUCGAAAUGACCUCGACGUCAACACGGCAUCGAUUCUUCAGGACACGCUGAUUGGCAUUCGAGAGAAGGAGAAGCAGCACAGCGAGUACAACGAUAUCAUGCUCUUCCCUGGCACCUCGCGCCUCCUCUACCGGGGCUCCUUCCUGGGCCUCAGGUGA